Messenger RNA from Bombus huntii, 1130 nucleotides. RefSeq names its product neuroparsin-A-like (gene Qbp-1). Lineage: Eukaryota; Metazoa; Arthropoda; Insecta; Hymenoptera; Apidae. Bases 161 to 529 code for a protein of 122 amino acids. The record is from RefSeq and is a predicted model, not a curated record. The transcript has 4 exons.
GGCACAUUCAACGUCUUUCCGUCUUCGCAUAUUCGUGUCUUCACGUUAUCACAUUUUCUUAUUCUGCUAAAGAGAGAAUCGUCAUUGUUAUUUAAUCUUACGCAACUAGAAACACUUGGAAGAAUAUCUUAGGGUCAGCAUUAAUUAUCUACGAGGCGAGAUGCUUGCCGCGCAAACUAUCCGCAUAGCCGUGCUGCUUGCCAUCGUUCUUCUGUACGAUAAAUGUUCCGGUUAUCCUUCGGUAAGACAAAAACAAGAGAUGGCCCUUUGCUCAGGAUGCGGCGACUUUUGCCACAAAUGCGAAUAUGGUGUUGUAAUAUCGAAUGCUUGCGGGGUUCCGCAAUGCGCAAAGGGACCCGAUGAACCUUGCGGAGGACGAGGAGAACGGCUUGGUAUUUGCGCCGAAGGCAUGAGCUGUAUAUGUAACCAAUGCUUCGGUUGUAGUUCGGAGAAGUUAAAAUGUUCCAAAAUUAAAGAUCCUUGUUGGCGUGAUUUUAACGUACCUGUAAGGCGGCCUGCUAUCAUGUAAAUCGAUAUGAUCGAUGAUCAUUUAUCGUGAAUCGGACGGUCACUUACACUUACCUAUCGAAGCGAACACCUGAAAUAUUUCUAAUUCUGUAAACGUACGACGACUCAACCGGGUGGUGGUUAACAUUAAGUUAAACGCACGAUGGUUAUACUUCGCCAAUAUUUCAUUUACCCUUAAACACGCGCGUCGAAUGAUAAACCACUGUAACGAUAACUACGAUCGGCCUUUAGCGACAGUUCGAAUCCAAUUGGACAGAUCUAAUUUUAACGAUAAUUGAAAGCGAUAAACGCGAUGAUUAGUUGCAUCUACAUAUGUAUAUCUUAUAUGCAGUCAACAAAGGGUGGAAAUGGGAAGGAGAAAUGAACGCGUUACGGAGGUGUAAAAUGAAAGGUGAAGAAGAUGCGAACGAGAGAAAGAGAGAGAGAGAGAGAGAGAGAGAGAGAGAGAGAGGAAAUACGUAGGAGAAAUAGAAUAGAAGAGAAUAAGGAGUGAAAUAUCGAAAGCAAGAUUACUGUAAUAUUAUUCGCUUUGCUCUCUUUUCUUGAUUUUUCUCUAGUCUGAUUAUUUACGUCACGCGUAAAAAAAAAAAAGAAAAAAAUAA